AGCCCAGUAGUAUUUGUUUUUCUGUUCCACUAGAGGCUGUAGAGUAAUGUGUGUGUCUCUCGGUAUGUGUAUGUAUAACUAUGACUGUCCUAAGAGAUUCUGCAUAACCUUAUAAACUUUGGGUUCACUUAUAUACCUCUUGACAGAGUAGGUAUAAUUUAGUGCGUGAAGGUAGUGGCUCCAGAGUUCAGCGUCCUCAUGCAGUCAGAGUACAGAAUUCAUAGAAAACAACCAGAUCAGAUAUACUGCAUUGACUUACUGAAGCUCUCCUUUGAGGAAGCGUCAAUUUAACUUUAAAUCCUGAGCUCAUGGAGAACAGGAGAGAGAAGAGGAUGUCUCCAAAUGCAGGGAGCUGUUGCCAUAGCAUUUUCCCUCUCUAUUCCUGCCUACUCCUCCUCUCCUAAAGCAGCAACAAUUUGUUCUCCCCCGUUUUCCUUCAGAACCCAGAUGCAUUGGCAGAAGCCAGGACUCCAGUGGUGUGAUGUCCUUACCCGACUAAUCGCUGUACUAGUAGGGAUAUUGAAUAAGUCUGAGGGAGCUAUUAAGUUUCUCAAGACAGAAUCAUCUUUGCAGAUGCAACUGCAGCACAGGAAACAGACUCAGGGAGAAUUUUAGCCCUCCCAAAUCUCAUUGGCCCUCUGCACAAGCCAAGCCACAAUCACUCCUGCAACACAAUCGAAUUCUUUCAGCACUCGCAGCCGUGGACAGCUCCCUCGCCACGCGGUCCUUCCCUCCGCAGUGAGCAGACCCGCCUUCUUCCCGCCCGGGUCGGUGCGGUACUCCACACCAAGUCAGCCAGCGCGCAAGGAACCAGCGCUCCCUCCUCCUCCCUCUCGGUGCCCCCGCCCCUCGCUCACCCCGGCUCACUCCCGCGGCGACUUUGAGGGAUUCCCUCUUGGGCGGCCUCUGCAGCAGUACAACUCGCCUUACUCGCUGCUUGGCGAGCAUGGAUCCCCGAAGAAAAGCCGUUCUAGGCAUGGAUAGACUUCGAGUUCUUCUGAUGCUGUUCCAUACAGUGGCUCGAAUCAUGGCAGAACAAGAAGUGGAAAAUCUCUCAGGCCUUUCGACUAACCCUGAGAAAGAUAUAUUUGUGGUGCGGGAAAAUGGGACGACGUGUCUCAUGGCAGAGUUUGCAGCCAAAUUUAUUGUCCCUUAUGAUGUGUGGGCCAGCAAUUAUGUGGAUCUAAUCACGGAACAGGCUGAUAUCUCACUGACCCGGGGAGCUGAGGUGAAGGGCCGCUGUGGCCACAACGAGUCAGAGCUGCAGGUGUUCUGGGUGGAUCGCGCCUACUCACUCAAAAUGUUGUUUGUAAAGGAAAGUCACAACACGUCCAAGGGACCGGAAGCGACCUGGAGGCUAAGCAAGGUCCAAUUUGUCUAUGACUCCUCGGAGAAGACCCAUUUUAAAGACGCGGUCAGUGCCGGGAAGCACACAGCCAACUCGCAUCACCUCUCGGCCUUGGUCACCCCAGCCGGAAAGUCCUAUGAGUGUCAAGCUCAGCAGACCAUUUCACUAGCCUCCAGUGACCCGCAGAAGACAGUCACCAUGAUCCUGUCCGCGGUCCAUAUCCAGCCCUUUGACAUCAUCUCUGAUUUCGUCUUUAGUGAAGAGCAUAAAUGCCCAGUGGACGAGCGGGAGCAGCUGGAAGAAACCUUGCCCCUGAUUUUGGGGCUCAUCUUGGGCCUUGUCAUUGUGGUAACGCUGGUGAUUUACCACAUCCACCACAAGAUGACGGCCAACCAGGUGCAGAUCCCUAGAGAUCGAUCCCAGUAUAAGCACAUGGGCUAGAGACCAAUUAGGCAGAUAGCCCCCCCGCCCCCCAGCUGGAUCAGGUAGAGACACAAAAGCACUUUUCACCUGUAUAUGGAAUAUAACAACAUAGCUACCAAUCUAACAGGCCUGGGUAUUCAAGGCUUGCUUGGCCUGCAUCCAUGCUUAAACCCUGGGAUGGGGGGGAUUCUUUGGGAUUCACAGGGUGAAGGGCAGCUGUUCUUUCCAUGCUGGGGAGUGGGAGGGAGGUAUCAGCUGGCUCUCAUGCUCAUGGUGGCUUGGCUUUGACUUUCCAAGGGGCAACACAUAAAACUGGGAGGGUUAUUGGCUCCAAAGUUUAGGGUUUGCAGCCUCACUUCUUUUGGAAAGGUACCCUUUAAGGUUCAAGAGAAAUAUUGGUUGCUCUGCUCCCUUGAAAACAGAUGGCCUACCCUAUACUGUUGUCAAUGCACACAAAAUACAGCCUCAUGCUCCCUGCAGCAAGACCCCUGAAAGUGAUUCAUGCUUCUGGCUGGCGUUCUGCAUGUCUCGUGAUUGUCUUGGGAAUGUUUCACUGCUACCUGCGCCCAGUGACUUUGCAGCACAAGAACCUGUUUCAUGUAACUAUGCAGAGUUGUUUGGACUUCAUAGUGUGUCAGGUCCAGGUCAGGGGACCUGAAGAAUCAAUUGCUGUUGAGUUUGUUUUUCAAAAUGAAUUAAAACACACUACUGUCCAA
Molecule: messenger RNA, 2487 nt
Organism: Sus scrofa (pig)
Lineage: Eukaryota; Metazoa; Chordata; Mammalia; Artiodactyla; Suidae
Gene: LAMP5
Product: lysosomal associated membrane protein family member 5
Biological process (GO): establishment of protein localization to organelle
Cellular component (GO): late endosome membrane; lysosomal membrane; plasma membrane
Source: RefSeq, a predicted model, not a curated record